Molecule: messenger RNA, 2050 nt
Organism: Octopus sinensis (East Asian common octopus)
Lineage: Eukaryota; Metazoa; Mollusca; Cephalopoda; Octopoda; Octopodidae
Product: zinc finger protein 665-like
Exons: 3
Coding region: 529-1884 (451 amino acids)
Biological process (GO): regulation of transcription by RNA polymerase II
Molecular function (GO): DNA-binding transcription factor activity; RNA polymerase II cis-regulatory region sequence-specific DNA binding
Source: RefSeq, a predicted model, not a curated record
CUAGCAGAUUACAUCGACCCUGAAAAGAGAAGAGGCCGAGUCAACCUCAGCGGAAUAUGAACUCAGAACGUAAAGAUGCAGGAAAGGCCGUUAAACAUUUCGAUCAGCAUACUGACAACUUUGCUAACUGGCUGCAAGGAAAUACAUUGAUGGAGCACUAAAGUGUAGUUAUACGUCUAUGUGUUCAUAAUUACAUUUGUAUAACCGUUUAGUUCGCCAUACGCAUGCGUAAAUAAAUACUUCCUUUAUGGUAUCAUUUCACCGAGAUCGAGCAGAGAAAUAAGUCAUCACAAUCGGGUUCAUCAGAGGAAGAGUCUACUUCGUAUGAAGCUUAUAUUCAUGAGCAUUUGACGACCUUGGCAGAAAUGAAUUCUUAACUUCAGGCUUAAAUCAUCAUUAUUAUCUUCUAAAGGCUUAAGAAAGAGGAUGUUUCACAGAAGAUAUGACCUUGUUUGUGUAAACCUCUGGUGAAAUUUUGGAAGAAGAAAAUUUCAAGAAAUUUUAAGGAGUCACUCUGUUCUGAGAGACAUGGCAAAAGAGAAAAAAAAGCUAUACAAGUGUGAUGUGUGUAAAAAGUCAUUUUCUAAGGCCGUUACACUCACCACUCACAAAUGCAUUAAUUCCCAUAACUGUGAUGUCUGUGGUAAAUCAUUUUCGCGUGCAGAUAGUUUAAAUUCACACAAAUAUUCCCAUACUGGAGAAAAGCCAUAUAGCUGUGGAAUUUGUGGUAAAUCAUUUUCUCAUAAACAUCAUUUAGUUAGACACAACUAUAUUCAUACAGGAGAGAAACCACAUCAUUGUGAUAUCUGUGGUAAUUCAUUCUCCGAUGGAAGUACCUUAACUAAACACAAACGUAUUCAUACAGGAGAGAAACCAUAUCGCUGUGAUAUCUGUGGUAUAUCAUUCUCUCAGAUUAUUCACUUAACAAGACACAUAAAAAGCCAUACAGGAGAAAAACCAUAUAAAUGUGAUUUCUGUGAUAAAUCAUUCUCUCAGACAUAUAUUUUAGCUAAACAUAUACGGACCCAUACUGGAGAAAAGCCGUUUCACUGUAACUUCUGUGGUGAAUCAUUUUCUCAAAACAGUCACUUAACUACGCAUAAAUAUAUUCAUACAGGAGAGAAACCAUAUCACUGUAGUAUCUGUGGUGAAGGAUUUUCUCAAAAAUGGUACUUAACUGCACACGAGUAUGCUCACACAGGAGGGAAACCUUAUCACUGUGAUAUGUGUGAUGAAUUGUUUUCCUUAAAGGGAGAUUUAACUCAGCACAAACUGACUCAUGUUGGAGAGAAACGUUGUUACUGUAACAUCUGUGGUAAAUUUUUCUCUGAUAAAAAUCUCCUCCGUAGUCACAAAGAGAAUCAUGAAGAAGCAAAGCUAUAUCGCUGUGAUAUCUGUGGCAAAUCAUUCUUCGCCAAUAGUAGCUUAACUAAUCACAUUCGCAUUCAUACAGGAGAGAAACCAUAUCCGUGUGAUGUCUGUGGUAAAUCAUUUUCUGUCAGAAGUAAUUUAAGAAAACACAAAUAUAUUCAUACAGGAGAGAAACCAUAUCCCUGUGAUAUCUGUGGUAAGUCAUUCUCUUUGAAGAGUAACUCAACUAGGCAUAGGUAUAUUCAUACAGGAGAGACACCAUAUCACUGUGAUGUCUGUGGUAAGUCAUUUUCUGUUAGAUGUAACUUAACAAAUCAUAAACGCAUUCACACAGGGGAGAAACCCUAUACCUGUGAUAUCUGUGGUAAAUCAUUUACUGUAGCAAGUAACUUAACUAAUCACAAACGCAUUCAUACAGGAGACAAACCAUAUCACUGUGAUAUCUGUGGAAAAUCAUAUUGUCAAAUGAAAGACUUAACUAGACACAGAUCCAUUCAUACAGAAGAGAGGUGAUAUUAUUGACAGAUGUGCAAAAUCAGCCAAUAAUAAGCUUUGUCCGACCAAUGCAAGCAUGGGAAAGUGUAUAUGAAAAUGGUGAUGAUGAUUUUCAUGGAUGCUAGGAGGCAUCUAUUUUACUCUAAGAGACUUUGCAGCAAACUGCCACGUUGAAUUAUGGAUU